UAAAAAAAGGAAUAAUUGUUCGUGUGCAGUGAAAAACUACGUAACGAUUCACUUAUUCAUUGCUACGCACUUUGAAUUUUUUGUUAAAUAAUCGAAAAUCGUUUAAAGUUUAACUGUUUCGAAGAAGACGUUAAGGAGUGAGAGGUGCGAGGGGUUGAGAGUAAAGUUGACGCUGCUUACCUCGAGGUUAUCACAAUUUCAUCGCGAUAGAUCAUUGUAUUACAUCAAUUGUCAUGACGGAAACACAUUCUGAUAUUGGAAAGAUAAUUUGAAUUGAAUUUUAUUUUUGGGAAUGGGAAAUUUGGAAAUAAAUAUUGCGAAGAAUCCAUUGAAAUUGUUCAGAACAUUUUUAGUUGAUUCGUACAGUAGAGGUUAGACAAAAUUACAACUUUUGUUAAUGAAUGAAGUUUUCGAAAUUAAUAAGAAAAAUUUCUUAGUUGGUUAACUUAAAAAUAUCCGACAUUCGAGUCAACAAAUAAACAUUGCAAACUUGGUUCAGAAAAUGAUUCAUUUUUCCUUCCAAUGGGGAGCGUCGAAAACGUAUAAUUUUCAUUUUCUAAUUUGAUUUAGAAAGAUGGAUGGAUGUAGAAUGGUCUGAAACGAAAAAAUACGAAGUUUCGGGACCAUGUGUUUAUGUGUGGGUGUCCGGCACACUUUCGGAGCUCGAUUUCUGGAAAUGGAUCGUUGGAAAUUUUUUAAAUGAAAAAUCCAAAUUCUCAGACCAUGUCAACAAAUAGAACAAUGGAAGAAAACUUUGUCAGCGUAGUGCUGAAAGAAGAGUCCGACCGCCUUCUACCCACUUCCUACAUUGAGGACAUCUGUGCCUCGACCUUCGAGAAAGUGUUCCUGCCUAUAGAGACCCAGGAGGUCGAUUUUCCCAAUGAAAUGGUGAUGAUAACAUAGAGUGAAAUUAGAUUUAGAGGAUCAAAACGCCCACCACACUUGGGUCUCCCAGAUUGCCAGCACGAGUUCCUCCUUCAGACUCCACAUGAACCACCAAGUAACUCCAAAAACGAAAGAAGAUACAGAAGAGCAAGAUGAAGAUAAAGAGGAAAGACGAGGAGGAGGCGAACAACGCCUACAAAAACAAGAAAUACUGAAAAAAUUCGAGACACGUACUAAACUGGCCAAAAAAUUGCGAAUAACAGUUCCAGCUACGAACAUAGAAGAGGCUCUGACCCACGAGGGCUACCCCAGUAUUUCCCACACCUCAAAAUUCUGCAAGAUCCAGUGUUCACUCUGCAACAAAUGGUUCCUAAACAAUGAAUCAAUGAUAGCCCACCUCCGCUCCCACUCGUCCUCCCUCAUCUGUCAAAUUUGCCAGGAGAUCUUCUCAGACGAUCAUGCCCUCUACUCCCACAUGUUGAAGCACAUGGAGACAAAAAUCCCUACCCCAUCUGUCUCUUCGAAGUCUCCCCUGGAAUGUGGAAUCUGUAGCAAAGUAUUUUCCUUCAAAAGUUGUCUUCGAAGUCACCUACAGGCACAUUUGACUCAGUCAUUAACCGACUAUUGUGCCUGCCAUCAUGAUCAUAAUCUCCAAGAAGAUAAUGAUAAAGCCUCCUCUCCAUCAAAUACCUCUUGUAAACUCUGUGAGCAACACUGCAGAGAAGAAGCACCAGGGAAAAGCAAGAAAUUAGACUCAAGAGAGCAUAAAAAUAAUACCAAAAAUAAAUCGCAAGCAGUGAAACCGUUUCGUUGUGCUUUGUGUCCCCUGUCUUUUGCCCAGAGGACACCAUUGAAGAACCACAUAAUGACUCACAGUGAGGAGAGGCCCUUCGCCUGCACAAUCUGCGAGAAGACUUAUAAAAGGAAUUCAGAAUUGAUUAGACACACGAUGGUGCACACUGGAGAACGUCCUUAUGAAUGUAAAGAGUGUCUCAUGACGUUCAGGGAGAAAACCAAGUUGAACUCUCACAUGGUGGUGCACACAGGUGAGAAGCCCUUCGAGUGCCACAUCUGUCAUAAAUUCUUGGCGAGAAAAUCGGACUUGACGAGUCACAUGUUGUCUCACACUGGGGGACAGUACGACUGUAAGAUAUGUGAGAAAAUAUUCACCAGAAAGUCUGAUCUUAAUAGACACGUGUUAGUGCACACUGGCGAAAAACCAUUUGCCUGUGAUUUCUGUGAUAUGGCCUUCAGGGAGAAGACGAGGCUCAAUGCUCACCUGGUGAUGCAUACUGGGGAUAAGAGGCAUGCUUGUAGAAUCUGUGAAAAGAGGUUCAAGGAUAAGUUGGGGUUGAAGAAACAUAUGAUUGGACAUGCCGGGGAUAGACCCUAUGUGUGUUUUAUUUGUAAGAAGAGUUUUAAGAUGAAAAGCACGUUGGUUAGUCAUGUGCAGGUGCAUGAGGGGGAGGGAGAAGAGGAGUAUAGGAAGGAUGAGGAGAGUUUUGAGGAUGAGGGAAUCUUGAGGAAACAUUUCCUGGAGCUCGUGGGGGAGAAGGAGAGGAAGAAGAUUAAAAGUGAAGGAGAUGAGUUCGAGGAUAUGGGACAGAGCAGUGCGUGAACAUUUGGAAUUUUUGGACUUUCGAGUUUUUUUACGGCGAAAGGUGUGAUUUAUUCAGUAGCGAGAGGCGAUAGGACAAUGAGGUGAAUUAGUUUCAUUUGAAAAUCAGUUUUUGAGAAAUAUCUUUGAACAGAAGGAAACUGGCAAAUACCUUGGAAAGGUUGUUUUUCACUGAGAGAAAAACGAACAAGUUGUCAAACGAGUCUUAUUUGGGUCAACAAAAUCGCUAGUUGAAAAUUACCAAAAAAAUAAUGGUUUGGUUCGAAUUUAAAAGUCUCAAACAUGA
Diachasma alloeum is the source of this 2789-nucleotide messenger RNA. It is a transcript of the gene Meics, whose product is annotated as zinc finger protein OZF. NCBI's taxonomy places the organism in Eukaryota, Metazoa, Arthropoda, Insecta, Hymenoptera, Braconidae. Gene Ontology annotation, biological process: regulation of transcription by RNA polymerase II. Gene Ontology annotation, cellular component: nucleus. Gene Ontology annotation, molecular function: RNA polymerase II transcription regulatory region sequence-specific DNA binding; DNA-binding transcription factor activity, RNA polymerase II-specific. The record is from RefSeq and is a predicted model, not a curated record. Bases 989 to 2503 code for a protein of 504 amino acids. The transcript is spliced from 4 exons.